CGCGUUCGCACGAGCACAAAACAUCGUUUUUUGUUGUUUUUGCUGUUUACAAACGCGCCAUUAGCAAAAAGAAAAGAAACGGAUUCUUCUGUUUCGUGAUUUAUUUUUUACAGUUAAAUCCAAAUCGUUACUAACAUUACGUGCCUAGUUAAAUCCUUGACCAUGUAUUUUUGUUGAGUGUUUGCCCGCACUGGAUUCCGUAUUUUGAGGUGUUUCAUUUUAACUGUCGCAUUUCAAUGGAUCAACUUUCGCUGCAGUUUCUAGCCAACAUUGAAAGCAGCGCCCCUUCAAACAGCACAAUUUUCAAAGCCGGUAACAUCGAGAACGAACUGCCGCUGAUCAUGCAAGCGUUGGAGCAGAAUCUCAGCCUGAAGGAGGAGCAGCUGACCGAUUGUCAUGACUCGGUGGACGAAGAUUCCGACGACGAGGACGAGGAAACUCCCGGCUGUAGCAGCGCGCCGAGUACGCCGAACCGUGUCCAACGGAGACGGUCACAGCGCACCAAGUCGCUGGACAGCAAGCUGCACAAGAUCAAGCGGCGAACGAUCACGAAGCCGGCCAAACUGCAAAUCAAUCUCAACGCGUCGGAGAACGAAAUCCGGAACUACUACAUGAUCAACAGCAAGCGUGUGGACAUGAAGCCGACCAACCUGGAGACGAUCUUCGAGGAGGGCUCGCCGGCGGUGGCCAAGUCCAAGUUCUUCGGCGGGCGCAAGGUCCGACGCAGCCUCAACUGUUCCGAUGGGUUCAACGUGAACAAAACAACCACCAAGGCGCGCAAGAACCGCGUCCGGAAGAUGCUCGGUGGCGUUCCGAAGCUGCAAAAGAUGACCAUGGACAGUUUCCUGGAGCGGCUCAAGUCCAUGCAGAACGACAGCGACGAGGACACGGCCGCCGAAUCGCCCCCGGAUUCGCUCCUCCUCGUCGAUCCCAAGCUAAAUCAUACGGUGUGAUUGAUCAGCUGCUACCUACAAAACACACACACACACAUUUUCUCUGUAGUUUUUAGUUUACUUUUUUUUGUAUGAAUGAGAGAGAGAGAGAAAUAGAGUAAAAAACAUUCGAGCGAGCCGAUCUCGCCGCUUGUCGACUGAAGAAACCACGCGUUUGCGGAAGAUCCCGGGGGAAACGAGAAUAACCGCACUCGGAACGAUUUUUGUUGUGCGGUAUUAUAUACUAUUCAAUAAACUUUUAAAAGUACACCACGAA
Molecule: messenger RNA, 1209 nt
Organism: Culex pipiens pallens (northern house mosquito)
Lineage: Eukaryota; Metazoa; Arthropoda; Insecta; Diptera; Culicidae
Product: protein tantalus
Exons: 2
Coding region: 237-953 (238 amino acids)
Source: RefSeq, a predicted model, not a curated record